CUUCUUGUGGGCACUUAACAUUGGACUUCCAUAAUAGCAAUGAAACAUGUCACUUAUAUUGAAGUUGUAAAGGCUGUUUGUCACUUUCCAGUUUCCAUUAGAUAUGGCGACGGAGAUGCUAAUUCAAUUAGGGAUUCUGGUGUUCACACUGGGAAUAUUCUACUCCAUUUACAAUCUUCCGAAACGAGCUUUUACCCGAAUCCGAUUCAAAGACCGAUCGGACAAUCAAGCUCACCAGCAUUUCAUUCAGGGGGCGCAAUUACUAUCACGAGCCCGAUCCACGCGGAGCAAGUCCACCUCCUUGAAGUUCGCCAAGGCGGCCGGCGGCGAGGCCGAUAAGGCGCUGGCACUCGAUCCCAGGGAUCCGGCGGCCCUAAUUCUCAAGGCACUUGUGUUGGACCUUAUGGGCCACAAGACCGCGGCGCUGAAAUCGCUGGAUUCCGCGCUGUCUCCGCCGGGCGUGAAGGAGCUGUCGGAGAGGGAAAGAGGGGACGCUUUGUUCAAGCGGGCGGAGUUGCAGGUGGCGCUUAAUCGGAGGAGAAGAGUGGCCUCUGCGGUGGCGGACCUGGAGCAGGCCGUGAAGCUCAGCCCGGAUAAUGCCAACGCCUAUUGCCUAUUGGGCCGCUGUUACGAGAUAGAGGGCCUCAAGGAAGAAGCUCGGAGGUCCCUUCAACACGCACUCAAGAUCGAACCUGACUUGGCUUCGGCCCGUGAGGGGAUGGCUCGUUUAGGCCCAAACUGUAUUGUUUAGCACAGAUUUUGAAAUAUUCUAGCCCGUUGGGUUCUCUCUCUCUCUUUUCUUUUCUUAAAUCUUUUUAGUAUUUCUAUUUGAAUAUUUUUCAUGAAAAA
Messenger RNA from Ipomoea triloba (trilobed morning glory), 849 nucleotides. RefSeq lists its product as uncharacterized. The coding region runs from base 104 to 751 and encodes 215 amino acids. NCBI's taxonomy places the organism in Eukaryota, Viridiplantae, Streptophyta, Magnoliopsida, Solanales, Convolvulaceae. Gene Ontology annotation, molecular function: protein binding. The transcript has a single exon. The record is from RefSeq and is a predicted model, not a curated record.